This is a messenger RNA of Mercenaria mercenaria, 1897 nucleotides long. RefSeq lists its product as uncharacterized. The transcript is spliced from 3 exons. The coding region runs from base 208 to 1347 and encodes 379 amino acids. NCBI's taxonomy places the organism in Eukaryota, Metazoa, Mollusca, Bivalvia, Venerida, Veneridae. The record is from RefSeq and is a predicted model, not a curated record.
UUUUGUUUGGUUAACAAUGAAUAAUCAUAUUCAAAUUACGUGGUGAGCUCCGUCCCAAGAACGAAUUUACCUACGAGUAAAAGAAAUAACUCAUUUUGUUUUAUGAAAAUUAAAGCUCGGAUUACUAACGAACAAUCUUUUGACAUAAUUAAAGAACUUUCGCGGAGCAUAAACUGAAAUUGUAGGACACAGGGUUCAGCGCUGCCAAUGUGGCUCAACUUUAAGUCGGACAAUCGUAACCAAUCACAUGGCGGCAAUGGGAGACUUUUGCCAAACUCAACACAAGGUGAAGGGUCAACAAAGAAACUGGCGGCCCGACAGUUCUCGCGUCAAAAUAGCAGCCGGAGCAGCACACGAUCUGCGAAGUCCUCGAUACUAAAGAAGCUGGAUGAGCAUGAAAUGAAGACAAAGACAACAGAAUGGCAGAAAAAUCAAGACUACCAAAUGAUCCGAGAAAGACGAAAGAUAUUGCGCAAACAAAUUGGUGCUAAACUACGUGCCGUUAGGAGGUUAUAUGUACCAUCAAUAUUGGGAGUGUGCCUCGGAAUUGUUUUUAUUUUUGGCGCAACAAUACGUACUUUAAGCGAUGGAACUAUCUUUUGGACUCAGAGAGAGCAGUUCAAGAUUAUUGGACCUAUAUUGCUAAUAGUCGGAAUUAUAUUGCUACUGACGGCGGUUGGCCUGGAAACCCAUAGUCGAGAAAAACUGAAGAAAGCUGGUAUAGAAGAAGUCAAACCGUUCAUUCAUCCGGAUUUUUUAAAAGAACCAGAAAGAGUAAAGAGACAAAUUUCAAAAGAUUCGUCAACAAGUUCCUAUGACCCUACAUGUUCUGGACUAGACAGACAAAGACUGUUGUGGAAGAAUAGAAACCAAGGUUGUGAUGACGUUUUUCUGUGUUCAAGUAUCGCGUCUACGUCGAGCGCCACAACACAGGGAAAUACGCGAAAAACGGAUUUCGCAGAUCGCUGGGCUAAAGCCAUGGCAAUAAAUUUACACAGUUGUCCAGUCAAUUUAAAUGAGCAUGCAGAAGCACCAUUCAAUGAUACAGUUGAUGACUAUGUAGACAAUUCAAACAAUAAUAGUCAAGCCAGUUUACAUCUUCGUGCUCUACAUAAUGCUCCUGUUAUAGAAGUGACAAACACUGACGAAAUUUCAUCUCUGGCGUCACUGUCGUCUGCUGUAGAUAGUGGCUCCAUACCAAUGUCGUCUGGUGAAGCUUCAACCAAAACAUCCGAAUCAAAAUAUGAUACCAAUGGAAACUCGUUUAAAGAAAAUAUAGCGGAACAAACAAAUAGACAUAUUAUUCCAGCAGAUAUCUGGGUCUUGCGCGGUAUUUCUCAGAAUUAAUUCAAUGAUUUUAAGCUGUGUUAUGGCCCUUGAUUCAGCAAAUUAUAUAAUGUUUCGUUCACUUCUUUUAUAUUACUGGGCGGAUUUCCAUCAGACAUUACAGGGGUGAUCGGGGCCUCCGUAGCCGAGUGGUUAAGGUCGCUUACUUCAAAUCACUUGCCCCUCAUCGAUGUGGGUUCGAGCCUUACUCGGGGCGUUGAAUUCUUCAUGUGAGGAAGCCAUCCAGCUGGCUUACGGAAGGUCGGUGGUUCUACCCAGGUGCCCGCUCGUGAUGAAAUAGUGCACGGGAGGGCCCCAGGGGUCUUCCUCCAACAUCAAAACUAGAAAGUCGCCAUAUGACCUAUUAUUGUGUUGGUGCGACGUUAAACCAAACAAAAUAAAUAAAUACAGGGUUGAUCAGUGCUAAGCAUAUACAUGUUGUCGACAUGUUCUGGUAUAUUCAGAUAUGAUUUGUCGUAUUUUACCUUGUCCUAGCAACGAUCAUAGUCUAGUUUGUGCAUAUCGUGGACAUUUUCCUGUUCGGUGUUUUCAUUAAAGUUAUAGCCAUUGA